Ambispora gerdemannii is the source of this 1506-nucleotide messenger RNA. The record is from the annotation of a GenBank genome assembly. Lineage: Eukaryota; Fungi; Glomeromycota; Glomeromycetes; Archaeosporales; Ambisporaceae.
AUGCGAAAAAGCACAUCGACCUUUAUAAAAACAAAAGUUCUCAAUAUCGACGAGGAUCUAAAGUCUCCAGGAUCAGAAAGUUUUGGCUGUUGCAGUGUGAAAAUCGGAAUCGAGUUCAUGACCGAUCGUCGUGUAUCGGCGUAUAGCACGCUUAAUUCUUUUACGUCAAGAACAAGUUCGAGAACCGCCUUUUCAACCACAUCUGGUCGACAUACGUUACAUAAACUACCACCACUUGACACCGUGCAAAUUUUCUAUGAAGGGUAUCCACAACAAAAGUUAAUUACCGAGGCGGCAGCGCUUGUUAGUAAAAUUGAGCGUGGUGAAGCUGUGACAGGAUUUGAACGUGACAGAAUAAGGUCACGAUUAGGUACAGAAAUUUGUCGGCGCUGUUCUCCAGGAACUGCCGAAUUCUUAAGUUGGCAGGUGUUUUUGGAUUUGUUACCAUUGACACGAACUCGACGUAGUAUUGAUAUCCAUAGACGAAAUUUUGGCAACAUAAAAGAAAAUGCGAGCUUCUACGGCGGUGAGUUCCAUUCGACGAUACAAAUUGGUGAACCUGGACAAGAAUUUAACGUAUUGUUUGAUACAGGGUCCACGCCAUUAUGGGUAUCGCACAGAUCUUGUAACACUACACACACAACUUUUGAUCCUCGGAAGUCGCGAAGUUUUAAGAAAAUUGGCAUUCCAUGGAACAUAACUUAUGCUGACAAUGAUAGCGCCAAUGGUUAUUUGGCAAGAGAAACGAUUACAAUUGGUGAAGGUGUAAAAAUAAGAAAUCAAGUUUUUUCGCUUGCUAUUAAGAUUAAUGGUACCUUUGAUCAAGAACCCAUUGAUGGAGUAUGUGGAUUAGGAUAUGGACAUUUUUACGCGAGAAAACAUUAUAGAAAUUUAUUUGAAAACAUGAAACAUCAACACCUAAUUCAGCAUCAGCUUUUCAGUAUUUGGUAUGGAAAGGGCUCAACAUCGUCAUUAUCAGGCGAAAUUUUAUUUGGGGAGAUUAACCACGAGCGAUACACUGAAAAAAUUUCGUAUUUCCCAAUAAUUCCAAAUAUAUCUGGCGAUUGGAAGAUCCACUUGGAAGCAAUCUGUAUCGGAAACAGAACCAUCAAAUGCCAGAUAGAGGCUUUCAUCGAUUCUGGAAUUAUUGGAUUAUAUUUACCACAAUUUUUCGUCGAUAGAGUACAUGCGAACAUUCAGGGCGCAUGGCGAGAAGAUAGUGGGUUUUGGAAGCUACUAUGUGGCAGUACUGGUGAAAAGUUGAUGAUCAAAGACGAUAUUGGGUUUGUAUUUGACGGUGGAAGCGUUCUUCGGAUUCCUCUACAUGAUUUUUAUGAUAAAGACAAUGGUGAUAGUGUUAGCAAUUGUGUAGAUGGAUAUAAUUGGUCGUUGCUUUCACCACAGCAAGGGGAUUGUGCGUAUCUCGGAUCCACUUUCAUUCAAAAUUGGUACACUAUUUUCGAUUUCGAUAAUCGACGAAUUGGGUUUGCCAAAUCUGUAUACUAA